Mesocricetus auratus (golden hamster) is the source of this 949-nucleotide messenger RNA. Its product is annotated as olfactory receptor 9-like. The transcript has a single exon. Gene Ontology annotation, molecular function: olfactory receptor activity; G protein-coupled receptor activity. Lineage: Eukaryota; Metazoa; Chordata; Mammalia; Rodentia; Cricetidae. Gene Ontology annotation, biological process: G protein-coupled receptor signaling pathway. Gene Ontology annotation, cellular component: membrane. The record is from RefSeq and is a predicted model, not a curated record. Bases 1 to 939 code for a protein of 312 amino acids.
AUGGGAGGUGACAAUGGUACAGAAUUAGCCGAGUUCAUUUUAUUGGGAUUCUCGGGUUUUGUUUUUGUUCAGGGCCAUCUGUUUUGGGGUGUGCUGUGCAUGUAUGUGGUUACCUUGCUGGGCAACUCUCUGAUCAUCCUCCUGACGCUGGCCGACUCAGCCCUCCACUCCCCCAUGUACUUCUUCCUGCGUCACUUCUCCCUGGUGGAGAUCCUCUACACCACUACCAUCGUGCCCAGGAUGUUGGCCGACCUCCAUUCUUCCUGCCCCACCAUCUCCCGUGCCAGCUGCUUCACUCAGCUCUAUUUCUUUGCCCUUUUUGGCAUUGCCGAAUGCUGUCUGCUCACUGCCAUGGCUUAUGACCGAUAUGCUGCCAUCUGCUGUCCACUGCAUUAUACCACCCUGAUGAACCAGAGAACAUGUGCUGGCAUGGUGGGAGCCUCUUAUCUUGCGGGCAUCAUCUCUGGCACCACUCACUCCGUCUUCAUCUUCACUUUGCCUUUCCGUGGUGCCAACAUGAUCCAUCACUUCCUAUGUGACAUCCUGCCUGUGCUGAGCCUGGCUAGUGCAAGCACUUUGUGGGGGGAAGUGGGGAAUCUGUUCGUCACAACAGCUUUUAUCUUCAUGCCCUUCUUGUUGAUUGUGGCCUCUUAUGCCUGUAUUCUUGCUGCUAUCCUUGGUGUUGCAACAUCCCAGGGACGUCAAAAGAUCUUUUCCACCUGCUCCUCCCACUUGUUUGUGGUCAUACUCUUUUUUGGGACUGGAACUGCUGCUUAUAUGAGGCCUCAGUCAGAUUCUUUUGGGGACACCGACCAGAUUCUUUCCAUCUUCUACACAGUAGUCACCCCCAUGUUCAACCCUUUUGUUUACACUCUGAGGAAUAAGGAGGUCACGGGUGCCAUGAGGCGGCUCAUGAAGAGAUACCUUUGUGGUUCUUGACCUUGCAUCA